UUUCGGUCACAUUUCAGCCUCUGCUCUGAGAAUAUAUGCUAGGCAGCCCCGAACUGACUACUGCUUCUCUACAACUGAGCUAUGAUCAUCUUCAUUUACUUAUUUGUCUUGCUGUGGGAAGAGGCUCACGGAUGGGGAUUCAAGAAUGGAAUUUUUCAUAACUCCAUAUGGCUUGAACAAGCAGCAGGUGUGUACCACCGAGAAGCACGAUCCGGUAAAUACAAGCUCACCUAUGCUGAGGCGAAGGCUGUGUGUGAAUACGAAGGCGGCCGGCUCGCCACCUAUAAGCAGCUAGAGGCAGCCAGAAAAAUUGGAUUUCAUGUCUGUGCGGCCGGGUGGAUGGCCAAGGGUAGAGUUGGAUACCCCAUCGUGAAGCCAGGGCCCAACUGUGGAUUUGGAAAAACUGGUAUUAUUGACUAUGGAGUCCGCCUCAAUAGGAGUGAGAGAUGGGAUGCCUAUUGCUACAACCCACAUGCAAAGGAGUGUGGCGGUGUCUUUACAGAUCCGAAGCGAAUUUUUAAAUCUCCAGGCUUCCCAAAUGAGUAUGAUGAUAAUCAAAUCUGCUACUGGCACAUUAGACUCAUGUAUGGUCAGCGUAUUCACCUGAGCUUUUUGGACUUUGACCUUGAAGAUGAUCCAGCCUGCUUGGCUGACUAUGUUGAAAUAUAUGACAGUUAUGAUGAUGUCCAUGGUUUUGUGGGAAGAUACUGUGGAGAUGAACUUCCAGAAGACAUCAUUAGCACAGGAAAUGUCAUGACCUUGAAGUUUCUAAGUGAUGCUUCGGUGACAGCAGGAGGCUUCCAGAUCAAAUAUGUGGCACUGGAUCCUCUGUCCAAAUCCAGUCAAGGAAAAAAUACAAGUACUACUUCUACUGGAAAUAAAAACUUUUUAGCUGGAAGAUUUAGCCAUUUAUAAAACAAAAAAGAACAUUUCAGUGUUUACAUCUUUUGAAACAUCUUAGAUCUCACUUUUAUAUUAUUAUUAUUAGCAUUUAUUUAUUCUUUUUAUAAAUGUGAAAGCAAUACCUGGUGAUUUGGGAGAAAUUGUAAAUACAGAAAACUUCAAAUGGGAAAAUAAAAUAUCUCAUAAUCCCACUGCCUAAAAAUAAUAAGCAUUAACAUUCAUAUAUUUUUCUUUCAGUCACUUUUUUAUCUGUGGUAUAUGUAUAUAUAUGUAUUUGGAUUUGAAGUUUUGGAAUCCUGAACUCAACAGUUUUAUAUUUUUUUCUUUUUAAACUUGAACUUUAUGCCUUGAAUAUUUUUUCAUAUUAUGGAGUAUUCUUCAAAAACAUAAUUUUGAACAGCUGUAAAAUAUUCCGUAGUAUGAUUAUUCCAUGCUUUAUUUAAGCCUGUCCCUAUUGUGGUAAUUUUAGGUUGUUUUCAUAAAUAUUACUGCAAUAAACAUUCUUGAACACAUGUAUUUGUACAGCUCUUUAAACUGGGAAAGGGUCCUACAAGUAGAAUUACUGCCUCAGAGAUUAAUUAAAAUGGAAUUUUAUUUUUUAACAUAUCUUUAUGGUUUGAAUUUGCAGUGAGAUUAAUGGUUGUGAUGCCGGGGUUCUUGUUCACGAAGCCAAAUAAUGAGCUUCACAAACACUCAAGAUAGGAGAGCAAGGUACAGGCUUUUAUUUAGAGAUAAAGUGAAAGGACAGAGCUCCUGGCUCACACCAAGAGGGGACAAUAGAGUCCCUAGUGGUGCAUCAUCUAGGGGUUUUAUAGGCAGUUGAGGAUUUUUGAGAACAUGAAAAAAGCUUAGAGGUGUGAACUUAUUAAGUGGUCUCAGAAUAUUUAGAAUUAACACAAGCAACUUCCUGCUCUGAUGAUUUCUCCCUGAGAUACCAGCAUCUUGGUCUGGGGGCCUAUGAAACAAGGCCACCUGCUCAGCCCCCAAGGUGGACUGAGGCAUUGUUUGCUAAAGAGUAAGUUAAGAAUUUCUAAUAUCAACUUCUUGGGUAUUAAAAUGCAAUCUUAUCUUAAAGGUGGAAUCCUUCUGGCCUUUUACUGUGCUGUUUAUGGCUGGGCCUGCAGCUAAGUUAAUUUGCCCAGUUUGCAAAAUUACUUCAUCAGAGCUGAAGGAGGAAAGACAGCACAUAGGCCUGGGCCUUU
Manis javanica (Malayan pangolin) is the source of this 2105-nucleotide messenger RNA. It is a transcript of the gene TNFAIP6, whose product is annotated as TNF alpha induced protein 6. NCBI's taxonomy places the organism in Eukaryota, Metazoa, Chordata, Mammalia, Pholidota, Manidae. Gene Ontology annotation, molecular function: hyaluronic acid binding. Gene Ontology annotation, biological process: cell adhesion; negative regulation of inflammatory response. The record is from RefSeq and is a predicted model, not a curated record.